AUGGACGUCUUAAUAUGUAAAAAAUGGCAGAACCUUGCUAUUGAGUCUUGGGGAAAUGUUCACCAUGUUGACUUUCAUGGUAUAUUUCAAAUAUCUCACAAAUAUGCAGGUUUAACUGAUCGAGUUUUGAUAUCAUUAUUAAAGAAAGGUUGUCAAAACCUCAUAUCACUCGAUCUUUCUGCCUCUCCAUAUCUUCUCAGUCAUUACAGCUUGAUAUAUAUUGGAAAUAUAUGUGAAAAGUUGGAGAGCAUAAACUUAUCUUUUACUUCUGUGCAGAACAAAACAUUGAAACAUCUUGGCUCAAAACUUUUGCAGCUUAAAAAAAUUAAUCUUGCUAGGUGCUUGCAUGUUGGUGAAAAAGGUCUGUGGUGGUUGUUUAAAGAUUUAAAACACUUGGAAUAUUUGAAACUUACAGAAACAACAAGACUUUCGGGAAAAUGCUUGUACAUGCUUCCACCUACAUUAAAAACCGUUGAUUUCAAUACGUGUUCAAAGACCAAAAUACGUUGCGAUAUUGCUGUGUUGUCGUUAGGGACCAUCUCAAAUUUGAAACUCUCAGAUCUGGGAUUGAAAAAUCUGGCAAUGCGAUGUCCAAACUUGACCAAUAUUAAUAUUUCGUUAUGUUUGUCGAUCACCAAUGCUGGUGUAAAUGCACUAUUAGAAGUAAGUGAAACAAAACUUUUGAAGAAGAUGGAGAAACGUUUUGACUGA
Hydractinia symbiolongicarpus is the source of this 711-nucleotide messenger RNA. RefSeq lists its product as uncharacterized. The coding region runs from base 1 to 711 and encodes 236 amino acids. Gene Ontology annotation, biological process: SCF-dependent proteasomal ubiquitin-dependent protein catabolic process. Lineage: Eukaryota; Metazoa; Cnidaria; Hydrozoa; Anthoathecata; Hydractiniidae. Gene Ontology annotation, cellular component: SCF ubiquitin ligase complex. The record is from RefSeq and is a predicted model, not a curated record. The transcript has 9 exons.